Branchiostoma floridae (Florida lancelet) is the source of this 1408-nucleotide messenger RNA. RefSeq names its product mucin-22-like. The coding region runs from base 1 to 588 and encodes 195 amino acids. The record is from RefSeq and is a predicted model, not a curated record. Lineage: Eukaryota; Metazoa; Chordata; Leptocardii; Amphioxiformes; Branchiostomatidae. The transcript is spliced from 6 exons.
AUGCCACUUGCAGGACUGGUGCUGGCAGCCGUGUGUCAGUCCACAACCACGGGUUCAACUACGGUUGCAGCUACGAGUGCAGCUUCAGGUGCAACCACUGCUAGUGUUCCUCAGACCUCUGGUGGGACGGUGACGACUGCAGCAACUGCAGCGUCAGGGGUGACAGCGGCGGGAUCAGGGUCUGCCACCAACGCUGGGGGAAGUGGGACCGCAACCACUGCAGCGUCUCUCACGUGCCUGAGCUGUACUGGCAACGAGACAGAUGAAUGCGGAAGGGAUGUCAGCACAUCAACUACAACGUGCAGUGGCUCAUGCUGGGCAUACCAUAAGACAAACACGACAUCCAAUGUGAUCACCUUCAUCCGUGGAUGUGGAGAGACGGGCGACACCUGCACUGAGGACAACAAGAAUGAAUUCUGUAAUACCGCAGGGGGCAUCAAGACCUGCCGGCGUUGUUGUACUACGAACAGCUGCAACGACGCAAGCCUUGAGCUCGACGGAGUCGCCGGGUCUGGCGCAGCUGACGUCCACGUUAGCGUCGUUGUCACCAUGGCGUCCGCGCUCUUCGCCAUUUUGGCAUUGUGGUAACGAUGUCAUUACAAAACGUGUGGUGUUGAUGACGCAACGCAAGUUGUGAUGACAUCACGAGCGGAAACUCCCACAGGUCAGGUGAUGACUUAGGUCUGACGGCCGUGUACGUGGACGGUUUCUGCCGAAAUUCAAAUAGCUGUUAAGACAGUUUGAAACUGUGUUCAAAGGUGUUUUAUUCAAGAGACAUGACUGUCGGUUUUUACAUCUUGACGCAAGUGCAUCUUUAAAAGAGAUGACAAGAAAAGGGGGAGAGAAAAAAAGUGGAAGUGAAAACGUGAAAAUAACCUACAAUAUCUGAACAAGACUAAAAAUGAUGGUCGUUGCGACUUGUAGUGGUGGUGACUAGAUACAGUCUUGUUAAGAUAGAUUUUGGUACUUUAAAGAUGUUGGUCAACAUCUCUUAUGUACUUUCCAGAAAGUUUUUGGCAUAAAGAUGACCAAUUUGCCUUACAAAACAGAUAAAAACCGACAAGAAAAAUGUCGCUCAGAAAUCGCGCCAAGGCCAAUCGCUGAAGAGGUAUCCGUCAUAACGUUACCUUGGAGAUUGACAAAGCGUGCAUCAAAUGUGACUCUAUUUUUGCUACUUUUUUGCUUGUUUGCUGCAUUGUUAGGUGAAACCAAAGCAGGUCUUUGUGUCUCUUUAAUGCUGUACAUUAUUACACUCUUGAGAAGUAGAUGCUGAAUAUGACAACGCGCCAUUUUUCAGAUGGAAUGGCAUGUUUGACAGCGUCAGCUUCCUGUUCAUGGAAAAUGUACACUAAAUGUAUAGGAGCUGCUGUAUUUUUGUUCAAGAGAAUACAAACCGUAUUUUCAGAUA